AUGAAUCCAGAACAUCAUAAGGUAUUACGAAAUGAAUUGUCUGCGGAUACACUGAUGGAGAAAGAUAAGCGACGAUUUCUUCAACGUAUGCGUAAUCAUUUUUCCAGAGAUGAACCUGAUACCUUGUGCUAUAUGGAAAUAAAUGCACGAAGGCCGAGUCUUAGGACCGACCUGCUACUACACCGUGUACUCAGCAGCUCUAACUCACAAACCAGUGCCAAUCGAAAGAUGCUGAAAGACCGAUGCAUUAUUUCAUGA
This is a messenger RNA of Enterobius vermicularis (human pinworm), 258 nucleotides long. NCBI's taxonomy places the organism in Eukaryota, Metazoa, Nematoda, Chromadorea, Rhabditida, Oxyuridae. The record is from the annotation of a GenBank genome assembly.